This is a messenger RNA of Cuscuta campestris, 1670 nucleotides long. The record is from the annotation of a GenBank genome assembly. NCBI's taxonomy places the organism in Eukaryota, Viridiplantae, Streptophyta, Magnoliopsida, Solanales, Convolvulaceae.
UUUUUACGAAAAAAAGGCUAUGGUCUCUCUCUCUCUAGCGAACUCAACUGCCGCUCCGUGUUCAACUCGCGUUUUUAGCAGCCUUUGCAUCUAAGGAGACGAAUCAUCAAACACGAAGAACACACGCAGAUAUCUAAAAAAGAAAAAGAAAAAGGAGAAAAGAACUCAAGCGACGAAAUGCACGCGUAACACGCUGUGUUGAUGAUAGAGACAAUUCGAUCAAUCAACUUCUGAUCUGUACUUAUCAUUGCAAAUAUCGAUUCUUUCAUUCUGGGAUUUUACCUGUCUUGUGGCCUUCCUUUUCUCGAAUUGAGAUCUUCUUGUUUCGUCUCGCCUAGUGGGAAUCCUCCGAUUCUUUCUCGUUUCUUGAUUUCUGUUUGGAAUUGCGCCGCCGCCCCAAUUGAAUUUUCUCAGGAUGAACGACGUUGACGAUUCUUUCGUGAUGUAAUAUGGAACUUGUGACUGUGGCGAACACAUACGAACAUGUCGCUUUACAUUGGUCGGGAGGCUUCAAAGCUUUGGAAGAGAUUCUGUGCAGAGAUUACAGCAGAGAUCAAGCUUCUUGCGGAGAAUUGGAAGUAUCUUCUGGGAGGUUUACUCUGUCAGUACAUCCAUGGAUUGGCUGCUCGAGGGGUUCAUUACUUCCACCGCCCUGGACCUGUCCUGCAGGAUGUUGGGUUCUUUCUUCUGCAUGAACUUGGUCAAGACAAGGCUUACAUCAGUGAGACAGUAUUCACUUUCAUCUUUCUAUCUUUUUUUCUUUGGACUUUCCAUCCAUUCAUCUUAAAGAGCAAAAAAAUCUACACUGUUCUAAUUUGGUGCAGGGUUUUGGCUUUCUUGGUUGCUUCUCAGUUUCUUCGCAUAAUAACUUUCUAUUCUACUCAACUUCCCGGUCCAAAUUAUCAUUGUCGUGAGGGUUCAAAGCUUGCAACACUUCCCCGUCCUGAUAGCAUCUUAGAAUUUCUAGUUAUUAAUUUCCCUCGUGGAGUACUUUAUGGUUGUGGGGAUCUUAUAUUCUCUUCUCAUAUGAUAUUUUCUUUGGUCUUUGUCCGAACGUAUCAAAAGUAUGGCACACGUAGGUUGAUUAAGCAAUUUGCAUGGUUAUGUGUUGUUGCCCAAAGUUUCUUGAUUGUCGCUUCUCGCAAACACUACACAGUUGAUGUUGUCGUGGCUUGGUACACAGUGAAUUUGGUGAUAUUUUUUGUUGAUAAGAAAUUACCAGAAUUGGCAGAUCGGUCUGGAUCAGCAACGUUCUUGCUACCGUUGACCAAGGACAACAUCAAGACGAAAGACGAGAACCACAAACUUUUGAAUGGGAAUUCUAGAGAUCUUGUUGGACCGGAGGUUUAGCUAAGCUAGAAGAACCAACCCAUUGCACGGUGAAGGGUUGUUCGUUGUUGAUGGAACGAAGGGCGUGUUUGGGGGACCAACUAGUUAGGAAGACCAAUGCCAACUUCUGUGGUUUGGGUAAAUUUUGGAAUUUGUAUAGUGCGUAGGAAAAUGAUCGAAUCAAGGGAGGUUAAUGAUCUCUUUCUCACUCAAUAUUCAUGUUGUUGAUUAUCAUAUGGUUGGGUUAGUCAUGUUGAUUGAUGUAAAGCAGCAUUACCUACUAUGGAAUUGUAGUUUCUUCAUUCAAGCACAACAAUUAUUCCCCUCUAUGAGGAUGUUUG